Messenger RNA from Symsagittifera roscoffensis, 2510 nucleotides. Its product is annotated as eukaryotic translation initiation factor 3 subunit A-like. Lineage: Eukaryota; Metazoa; Xenacoelomorpha; Acoela; Convolutidae. Gene Ontology annotation, biological process: translation reinitiation; formation of cytoplasmic translation initiation complex. Gene Ontology annotation, cellular component: eukaryotic translation initiation factor 3 complex, eIF3m; multi-eIF complex; eukaryotic translation initiation factor 3 complex, eIF3e. Bases 20 to 2029 code for a protein of 669 amino acids. The record is from RefSeq and is a predicted model, not a curated record. The transcript is spliced from 13 exons. Gene Ontology annotation, molecular function: mRNA binding; translation initiation factor activity.
GGGUGGUGGGGACGUUGUGAUGGCAGCAGGGGGUGGGGGUGGGAGUGUGCAGUGGAUGGAGAGUGAGGAGAUGCGGGAGAUGGUGAAUGAGGUGGCCACUGUGCUGGACAAGGCCACUCACAUUGUCUAUCCAGAGAACUACCAGCAACAGAGGAGUCGUCUGCGGGACAGUGUGUGUGGCAUGUACUUGACCUACAGACAGGUGGAGCAUGACCGGAUGCAGGAGAGGCCGGAGAGGAUUGAGAAGCGACUGGAGGACAUCGAGAGGGAGGCCAGGGCCAAGGAAGAGGAACAGGUGCGUGAGCAGCAGAAGCGGGAUGAGGAGCUGCGAGUGGAGGAGGAGCAGAGACUGGCGAGGGAGGCACUGAUGCGGGAGGAGCAGCGAAAGAAGGAGGAGUUGAAGAAGUUGGAGAAGAACAGACUGAAGGAGCACCUGGAGGGGUUGAAGAAGAGUGCGGGUGUGGGGGGUGGGGCAGGCGGCAACAGUAUCCUGCAGGACAUUCAGGACGAUGACCUGGAGGACAUGAAUGCGAAUGACCUGUUAGCCAGGCGCAAGGAGGAGAUCAUGAAGGAGAACAGGGAGAGGGUGGAGCGUAUCCGGAAGGAGGAGAAGAAGGUGGACCACUGGGAAAGGGCUCUGAGGGAGGUGGAGUUGUCUGGGAUGGCAGAGUGGAUCCAGCAGCAGAUGCAGAUGAGGAAGCACCAGUGGGACACCAGUCAACACAACAAGAUUGAGCAGAUGAAGGAGGAGGUUGAGAAGCGGCGCAGCAUGCGUGCCAAGUGCAUCAUGAUGGUGGAGGACAAGGAGGUGUUUGUGGAGAGACUACACCACAACAGACAACAACUCCUCCAGGAGCGUGUUGAGAAGUGGGAGCAGUCUCUUGCAGUCGAGAAGGAGCGUCUGCUGGCGGCGAGGAGGAACAAGCGCAAGCAAGAGAGGAGGGCCCAGUACUUUGCCAGACAGAAGCGGGAGGAGGAGCGGAGGGCGGCGGAGGAGGAGGAGGCGGAGAGGAGACGUGUGAAGGAUAUGGAGGAGGCACAGGCCCGGAAACAAGAGGAGGAGGAACAGAUGCGUUUGAUGGAGGAGCGACGUCAUGCCCAAGAGAAGGACGAGAUGAUGCGUGGGUCUGUGGGGGGAGGAAGCAUGAGAGGCUCAGAGCGACCGGCGGGCGGAGACAGAAUGGAUGACAGGUAUCGUGGGGAUCGAAUGCGAUCUCCUCCAAUUCGAGGCUCAGGGGCAUAUCAACCCCCGGCUUCGUCCGACAGAUACAGACCCCCGGUGGGAGGCAGAGACGGAGGGGACUCGAUGAGAAGGGGAGGCCCACCCCCCUCGGAGGACAUCAGAAGAGGAGGAGGAGGGGGAAGGGACUCGGAGGACAGAGAUAGGGAUCUGUUUAGACGGAGAGGGGGCGACGAUGAGUUCAGACGAGGUGGCGGCGGAGCUGAAGACAAUUUCCGAAGAGCACGUGAUGAGGAAUUUGAGCGUGGCGGACCACCUAGGGGCGAUAGAGAAAGAGAUAGAGAUAGAGAUGAGGCGUACAGGCCAGCCCCACUUCGCACCAGGGGGGAUGGGGGACGCGACUUUGGGGGAGACAGAGACAGAGAGAGGGACAGUAUGCGGGGAGGUGGCGGGGGAAUGGGCAGAGAGGACAGAUUCAGACCCGCUCCAGAUGAUUUCAGACGUGGUGCCCCGCCCCCUCGUGACUCAUAUGAGCGCGAAAGAGACCGAGACCGGGACUUGGGAGGAUUUGGGGGCGGGAGAGAUAUGGACAGCUACCGAGGAGGAGACAGAGACAGAGAUGAAAGAGGGGGAGGAGGGGGGCCUGGCAGAGGGAGAGAUGAGAGAGACAGAGGGGGCAUAGAGAGAGGUGGCAACUUCAGGGGUCAGGAGGGGUCAAUGCGAGGAGGAGGAGGAGGGGUAGUGGACUCGGGAACUACUGCUCCCAUUCGUCCAUUCAGGCCCAGAGAGGAGAAGAAGGAUCGCCCUCCCGCAUCGGAUGACGGCUGGACCGAAGUCAGGAAACGAUAGAAUUGAAGGAAGGAACACGUGAAACAUCCACCGUCUUGAGAUGGUUUGAGAAAAAAAGGGGCAAAAGCGACUGCACAACAACUACAUUCGUGUUCGUGCGAGCAAAUGGCCCGCAACCUGAUUGUUGCCUGCUGGGAACUAAAAAUUAAUUAAGGCUUAUCUGGUAUUUAUAUUUAAUGCAAUUGCUUGCUGUUUGUUGUUCCUGUGUUUAAUAUUUUUAAAUUGAAUGUCAUCAUUGAGCUGAUAACAAAAAUUAGGGAACAUUUGAAAUAGGGAGAUUCACUUCCUGUGUUCUGUGUACUUGAUGCAGUUUUUGAAUUGUAUUUAAUUUACAUUAUUAUGCUACAUAACAUAACUGUUGUUUUUAUCAUCAAUACAGCGUCUCCUCAUUUGAUGCAGUAAAAGAAUGCGUAAUGUGUUCUUCAUUUGCUUUUGCAAAUGGAUUAAUUGAUUUCGGGCCAAUAAAUGUUCCGAUCUCAAA